Molecule: messenger RNA, 545 nt
Organism: Ailuropoda melanoleuca (giant panda)
Lineage: Eukaryota; Metazoa; Chordata; Mammalia; Carnivora; Ursidae
Product: NADH dehydrogenase [ubiquinone] 1 beta subcomplex subunit 11, mitochondrial-like
Exons: 1
Coding region: 122-448 (108 amino acids)
Cellular component (GO): respiratory chain complex I
Source: RefSeq, a predicted model, not a curated record
UUUGUGCUCUCGCCGCCUUUUGGCAGUAGCGGCGACGCGAGGGCUCCCGGCCGCCCGUGUUCGCUGGGAAUCCAGCUCGUCCAGGGCCGUGAUCGCCCCGUCCGCUGUGGCAGGAAAGCGGAUGCCGGAACCCACCACCGUACGCUGGCAGGAGGACCCGGAUCCGGAGGACGAAAACCUCUAUGAGAAGAACCCAGACUCCCACGGUUAUGACAAGGACCGUGUUGUGGACCUCUGGAACAUGCGGGUCGUCUUUUUCUUUGGCUUCUCCGUUGUCUUGGUCCUUGGCAGCACCUUUAUAGCUUAUCUGCCUGAUUACAGAAUGCAGGAGUGGGCCCGCCGAGAAGCUGAGAGGCUUGUUAAAUACCGAGAGGCCAAUGGCCUCCCCAUCAUGGAAUCCAACUGCUUUGACCCUAGCAAGAUCCAGCUGCUGGAGGAUGAGGAGUGACCCGUUGCCAAGCGGAGCCCAAGAAACAUCACCUUCUCCACCGCCUGCCUAUCAUUCUGCCCUUUCUUCAGAGCACCUAAUUAAAGGGACUAAAAGU